Myotis myotis is the source of this 3709-nucleotide messenger RNA. RefSeq names its product NACHT, LRR and PYD domains-containing protein 1-like. The record is from RefSeq and is a predicted model, not a curated record. Lineage: Eukaryota; Metazoa; Chordata; Mammalia; Chiroptera; Vespertilionidae. Gene Ontology annotation, molecular function: translation initiation factor activity; protein binding. Gene Ontology annotation, biological process: translational initiation. The coding region runs from base 1 to 3300 and encodes 1099 amino acids. Gene Ontology annotation, cellular component: canonical inflammasome complex. The transcript has 13 exons.
AUGUACUUCAGUGGAAUCAAAGAAAAAUACCAAAACCAAAGAAGAGAGAGUUCCUGCCCCACACAGUCAUGGAGAAAUGAGUAUUUGCACCAAAAAUUCACACAACUGCUACUUCUACACAGAUCUCAACCCAGAGGCUAUGACUUUCUACUCAGGAGAAGGAAUCAUGAGGUGGUAGAUGAACAAGGAAAUUGGAUGGAGAUUGGAGACUUAUUUGGCCCAGGGCUGAGUACCCAGGAGGAGCCUCCCACUGUUGUGGUGCAUGGAGUUGCUGGAAUCGGGAAGUCAACCCUGGCCAGGCAGGUGAGGGGAGCAUGGGAGGAAGGCAGGCUGUUCAAGGACCGCUUCAAGCAUGUCUUCUACUUCAACUGCAGAGAGCUGGCCCAGUCUGAGACCAUGAGUCUCGCUGAGCUCAUCACAAAAGACUGGGCGGCUCCUGAUGCUCCCAUUGGGCAGAUCCUGUCUCAGCCAGAGCAGCUGCUCUUCAUUCUUGAUAACUUAGAUGAACCAAAAUGGGACUUGAAGGAGCAGAGUUCUGAGCUCUGUCCACACUGGAGCCAGCAGCAGCAGGUGCACACACUGCUGGGCAGUUUGCUGAAGAAAACCUUACUUCCCACGGCUUCCCUGCUGAUCACAGCUCGGAUCACAGCUCUGAGAAACCUCAUUCCUUCUUUAAAGCAUCCUCGCUGGGUAGAGGUCCUGGGAUUCUCCGAGUCAGCCAGGAAAAAGUAUUUCUCCCAAUAUUUCACAGAUGAGAGCCAAGCGAUUAGAGCCUUUAUCUCGGUUGAAUCCAACCCGGCUCUCUUGACCAUGUGUCUCAUGCCCUUGGUAUCCUGGCUGGUCUGCACUUGCCUGAAGCAACAGAUGGAGCAGGAGCAACCACUCCCACUGACCUCCCAGACGACCACAGCCCUCUGUCUCCACUACUUUUUCCACGUUCUCCAGGCUCAGUCCCUCAGGACUAAGUUGAGAGGUUUCUGCUCUCUGGCUGCUGAAGGCACCUGUCAAGGAAAGACUCUGUUCAGCCCCGAGGACUUCAGGGAACACGGGUUAGAUGGGGCCAACAUCUCCAGUCUCUUAAACAUGGGUGUUCUUCAAGAGCACCCCACCCCUCGGAGCUACAGCUUCAUUCACCGGUGCUUCCAGGAGUUCUUUGCAGCAAUGUCCUAUGCUUUAGGCGAUGGAGUGUUGAAAGGUGAUUGCUUUAAUAACAUCAUAAUUACAAUAGACUUGACAGAUGUAUAUGACAGGCAUGACCUAUUUGGGGAACCAACCACAUGUUUCCUGUUUGGUCUUUUGAGUGAUCAGGGGAUGAGAGAGAUGGAGAGCAUCUUCAAAUGCAGCCUGUCUCGGGAGCGGCUUCCCUCUCUGCUGCACUUGGCCAAGAAGGAGGCCGUUUCCACCGAGGAAAAGGAAUUGUAUCGUAUGUCCGCUAUCCAGAACCUCCACUCUUUCGACCCCUUUGCUGAUGCAAGUAAGGGUGAUGACCUGCUUCCCGCUGGCACUGAGGAUUAUAUCCAUAUAAGAAUUCAACAGAGAAACGGCAGGAAGACCCUUACUACUGUCCAAUGGAUCGCUGAUGAUUACGAUAAAAAGAAACUAGGGAAGGCCUUUAAGAAGAAAUUUGCCUGCAAUGGUACUGUAAUUGAGCAUCCAGAAUAUGGAGAAGUAAUUCAGCUGCAGGGUGACCAGCGCAAGAACAUAUGCCAGUUCCUCGUCGAGAUUGGACUGGCUAAGGACGACCAGCUGAAGGCUCAUGGGCUGGUCAGAUGUGGCCUCACGAACAACUGCUGCAAGGAUUUGGCCUCCAUGCUGGGUGCCUGCCCCAGCAUGACAGAGUUGGACCUGCGGCACAACGACCUGGGUGACCUUGGCGUGAAGCUGCUCUGUGAAGGGCUCAGGCAGCCUGCCUGCCAACUCAAGCACCUGAGGCUGAACCAGACUCAACUGAGUGAGGAGAUGACAGAGAUGCUGAGUCUCCUGCGGCAGGAGAAGCCUCAGCUGGUCAUCAGCAGUCGGCUGCCCACGCCUCUGAGGAGUGUGGAGGUGACAGAGAUGCAGGACACCCGAAAGUGUAAGAAAGGAAAGCAUAAGAAACGUCAGCUGAUCACCAGCAAUCGCGGUAGAGGCUCUGAUCUCAGCUCCUUUGAUGAAGGGAAGGAGGCCAGGGACCAGAAACACUGCUACUCAAGUGUGGACCAUGGACCAGCAGUGUCAGCAUCAGCAGCAGCAUCACCUGAGAGCUCAUUACAAAUGCAAAUCUCAAGCCUCGCUCCAGACCUGCUCAAUCAGAAUCUGUGUUUUGACAAGGCCUUUGAGCAGAACUGGGUCAGAAAUGAUAGCUCCCAUCAAGUAUUACAGAAACCCUACUGUGUGUCAUCUGGUGAAUCUCUAGGGCACCAACUUUUGGACCCUCUAGGGAUGGAUGAUGACUUCUGGGGCCCCACAGGGCCUGUGGCUACAGAGAUGGUUGACAAACACAGGAGUCUGUACCGAGUUCACUUCCCUGUGGCUUGUUCCUACCACUGGCCCAACGUGGGUCUCCACUUUGUGGUCAGAGGGCCAGUGACCAUUGAGAUUGAAUUCUGUGCUUGGGACCAGUUCCUGGACCAGAUUGUCCCACGGCACAGCUGGAUGGUUGCAGGGCCUCUUUUUGACAUCAAGGCUGAACCAGGAGCUGUGGCAGCUGUGCACCUCCCUCACUUUAUAGCCCUCCAAGGGCAACAUGUGGACAUAUCCUGGUUCCAAGUGGCCCACAUUAAAGAGGAUGGGAUACUCAUGGAGAAGCCAGCCAGUGUGGAGCCACAUUACAUAGUCCUGGAGAACCCUAGCUUCUCCCCCAUAGGCGUUCUACUGAGAAUGAUCCAGACAGCCCUGAGCAUUCGUGUCAUCGCCAAUGUGUUGCUCUACUAUCACCGCCAACCCGAGGAAGUCAACUUCCACCUCUACUUAAUCCCCAGCGACUGCACCAUUAGAAAGGCCAUAGAUGAUGAAGAAAAGAAGUUCCAGUUUUUUCAAAUACGCAAGUCGGCCAUGCAGCCACAUCUCCACAUGGGCUUCCAAUAUACUGUGUCUGGUUCAGACAAGUUGGAAAUAAUCCCUGAGGAACUGGAACUCUGCUAUCGAAGCCCUGCGAAACCCCAGGUCUUCUCUGAGUUCUAUGUUCAUCAUUUUGGAUCGGGGAUCCGGCUGCAGAUUAAAAGCAAAAUUGAUGAGACUGUGGUAUGGAAGGCCUUGGUGAAAUCAGGGGACCUCAGACCUGCAGCUCCCCUGGUCUCUCAAGCCCUGACAGGUCAGUAACAGUGUUAGAGGCCAAAGGAGCCAUGGCAGUUCUGGAGUGUACUACCUGGUCCUCCACGAAGAGAGGAGAGAAAAAAAGGGGACUCAUUAAACCUCACAAGGGUUCAGUCCUUGGAGAGAUGUGUGCCCCAGGGCAGAGUUCUCCCCCAUCCCUUUUAUUCCUGCCCAUCAUGGCUCUGGCACCUCCCACUGAACAAUCUCAAUUGACUCCAUCAUGAACCUGACCCCCACCCUUAGCUCAGCAGAAUGCUAGGCUGGAAGUUGACAUGAGGGAGGGCAGAGGUACCUUUCGGUGGUCCAUGAAAUGUGUGGGGAUCAGGGAGGAGCCAGGGAUGCAGAUAAAGGGAGUGAAGAGUUAGACUGGGGAAUUAGAGGGAGAGGAUUUGAUGGAAACCCUUUCUUAUUCAUC